CAACCAUCAUCACCUUCUUCUCUCUUCUUUCUCUCUCCAAAAACCUUCAUAUCUCUCUCUCUCUCUACAUGCUCCAUUAAUGGCGGUUCUGUUAAACCCAGGUAUUAGUCUCUGGGACACUGUCUUAGAGUUUACAAAAACGGCCCAACUCAAAAAAACUGAUCCUUUGAUAUGGGCAAUUCAUUUAUCAUGUAAUUUGAAUUCAGCUGGUGUUUCCAUCCCUUCCCCUGAACUUGCCCAUCUUCUUGUUUCACACAUCUGUUGGGAAAAUAAUGUCUCAACCGCUUGGAAAUUACUUGAUAAAGCUUUAGCAACGAAGAUCGUUCAUCCCCAUCUCGUCCUUGCUCUUCUCUCUAACAGGGUUGUUCCAUAUCGACAGUUUAAGCCAGCUGCUUAUAGGCUUUUUCUAGAGCUUGUUAAAAGAUAUUGUCUUGUGCUGAAACCUCACAUUGAGGGAUUGAAUAAUGAGAAGGUUAUGAAUUCAAUAGACAGCAUUCUUUGUCUAUCAAAUGUGUUUUGCUUAGAAGUAAAUGAACCUGGAAUUCUAUUGGUUGGAUUUAUCUUCUCGAUUGUUUGUCAAUUGGUUGAUGCAUCAUUGGAUGAUGAGGGAUUGCUUGAACUUGUUCCUGAAAAGAAAUCCCAUUGGCUAAUUCAACCAACUGAAGAAAUGGAAGUUGAUGUAAAGACUGUUGAACAUCAUGAGAAAUUGCAGAAAAGUAAUACUACAAUGGCUAUUGAGUUGAUUGGACAGUUUCUGCAAAGUAAAGUAACUUCCAGGAUUCUUUUCUUGGCUUGCCAAAACAUGUCUAAACACUGGAGUAGUUUUAAACAGAGAAUGGAGUUACUAGCAGAAAAUUCAGCAGCUUUAAGAAAUUCAAAAACGAUGACACCGAAGGCUCUUCUAAAGUUAAUUUCAGGUGCAUCUGAAUCGCUUUCUCGGGAAGGAAAAGCAAAAUCAUUGCAAGAGUUCCAUCAUGUAAUGUCAUCUGGCCGUUUAAUUUCUUCUGCGUACAGUUUCUGUAAUGGAGUUAGUCGUUCUGUACUCUGGCUUCCAAUUGAUUUGUUACUUGAAGAUGCUAUGGACGGUUCACAAGUUGAUACAACAAAUGCAGUUGAAGUUACUAAUGGGUUAAUAAAGGCCCUUCAAGCAAUUAAUGGCACCACUUGGCAUGAAACAUUACUAGGUCUUUGGAUGGCAGCUCUUCGUCUUGUUCAAAGGGAGAAAGAUCCAAUUGAAGGCCCUAUACCUCGACUAGACACCCGCAUGAGCAUGUUGUUAACCAUCACAACACUUGUUGUUGCUGACCUAAUUGAAGAGGAAGAAGGAGAAAUUGGGUCAAAUGAUGAAAUGGAAAUCAAUGGAAGCAUAAACUGUAUAGAGAAACAGGGUUCUGGAAAUCGCCGUCGUGGUCUUAUCUCCAGUUUACAAAGCCUGGCUGAUUACCAAAGUUUGCUGACUCCACCUCCAUAUGUUGUUUCAGCAGCCAAUCAAGCUGCAGCCAAGGCAAUGAUGUUUGUUUCUGGAGUCAAUUUUGGAAGUGCAUAUUUUGACAUGACAGAAAUGCCAACCAACUGCUCUGGGACCAUGCACCAUCUCAUAGUUGAAGCUUGCAUUGCUAGAAAUCUGUUGGACACGUCAGCAUAUUUCUGGCCUGGUUAUGUUAAUGGAUGUAUCAGCCAAUUACCACACAAUUUGCCGAUUCAAGCAUCUGCCUGGUCAUCAUUUAUGAAGGGAGCGCCGCUAACUCCAAUAAUGACAAAUGCUUUGGUCUCAGCUCCAGCUUCAAGCUUAGCAGAGCUUGAGAAAGUCUUUGAAGUUGCAAGCAAGGGAUCAGAUGACGAGAAGAUAGCUGCAGCCACCAUUCUUUGUGGAGCAUCUCUGAUUCAUGGGUGGAACAUACAGGAGCAUACUGUUUAUCUCAUAACCAGACUGCUUUCUCCACCUAUCUCUGAUGAUCAUUCUGGACAUGGAAGUCAUUUGAUCGAUCUAGCUCCAAUGCUGAAUGCCCUCAUAGUGGGAAUAGCGCCUGUUGACUGUGUGCAGAUUUUUUCUCUCCAUGGCCUGAUUCCACUACUUGCAGGGUCGUUGAUGCCGAUCUGUGAGGUACUUGGAUCUUGUGUGCCAAAUGUCUCAUGGACACUUCCAGCUGGAGAAGAACUCUCAGCUUAUGUUGUUUUCUCAAAUGCAUUUGCUCUGCUGUUAAAGCUAUGGCGAUUUAAUCAUCCUCCACUUGAAUAUGGCAUAGGCGAUGUACCUCCAGUAGGCUCUCAACUAACCCCAGAAUACCUUCUGCUAGUACGGAAUUCCUACUUAGCACUUCCCCAAAGUACCCCUAGCAACCAAAACAGAAGGAGACUCUCAGCUGUUGCAAGCUCAUUAUCCCCAAAACCCGUGUUCUUAGAUUCAUUUCCAAAGUUAAAACGUUGGUAUCGACAGCAUCAAGCUUGUAUAGCUUCAACCCUUUCGGGUCCUGUCUAUGGGACACCUGUCCAUCAGAUAGUUGAUGGUCUUCUUAACAUGAUGUUCAAAAAGAUAAAUAGAGCAGGAAGCCAGUCAGUAACCACAGUAACUUCAGGAAGCAGUGGUUCGUCUGGAGCUGGAAGUGAUGAUAGCUCUCUAAGGCCGAAAUUACCUGCUUGGGAUAUACUUGAAGCGGUUCCUUUUGUUGUUGAUGCCGCUUUAACUGCCUGUGCUCAUGGAAAACUGUCUCCUCGUGAAUUUUGCACUGGGUUGAAGGAUCUGGCUGAUUUUCUUCCGGCAUCAUUAAUAACCAUUGUAAGCUACUUCUCGGCUGAAGUAACUCGUGGUGUUUGGAAACCGGUUGUUAUGAAUGGAACAGAUUGGCCAAGUCCUGCAGCCAAUUUGUCUACUGUCGAGGAACAGAUUAAAAGAAUCCUAGCUGCUACUGGUGUUGAUGUCCCAAGUCUUGUUACAGGUGAAAUCUCUCAAGCUACACUUCCGCUACCUUUGGCUGCAUUUCUCAGCCUGACCAUAACCUAUAAACUCGAUAAAGCCUCACAACGUUUUCUUAAUCUGGCUGGUCCAGCCUUGGAGUCCCUAGCUGCAGGUUGUCCAUGGCCAUGCAUGCCAAUUGUGGCUUCUUUAUGGGCUCAAAAAGCCAGACGCUGGAGCGAUUUCCUCGUUUUCUCAGCCUCACGAACAGUAUUCCUUCACAAUAAUGAUGCUGCCAUGCAGCUCCUUAAAAGCUGCUUUACAGUGACACUCGGAUUAAACUCCACACCAAUCUCGAACAACGGUGGUGUUGGAGCCCUUCUUGGUCAUGGGUUUGGUUCCCAUUUUCACGGAGGAAUAUCACCAGUCGCACCUGGAAUACUAUACCUAAGAGUUUAUCGAUCCAUUAGAGACAUAAUGUUCCUCCGAGAAGAAAUAAUAUCUCUUCUGAUGCAAUCUGUUAGCGACAUAGCCUGCAGCGAUCUUCACAAGGAAAAACUAGACAGGAUGAAGAAGGCCAAGCAUGGACUUAGAUACGGGCAUGUUUCGCUUCAGACUGCAUUAGCUGCUGUGAAAGUAGCCGCUUCGCUGGGAGCAUCAUUAAUAUGGUUUUCAGGCGGGCUAGGAUUGGUUCAGUCACUUAUGAAGGAAACACUUCCUUCUUGGUUCAUUUCAGUUCAGAGGUUGGAACAGGACGAAAGCUCUGGUGCAGUUGUGCUCAUGUUAAAAGGCUACGCGCUAGCCUAUUUUGCUGUAGUAUGUGGAGCUUUCGCUUGGGGUGCUGACUCAUCAUCCACGUCAGCAUCGAAACGUCGCUCAAAGAUCCUCGGGCAGCACAUGGAAUUCCUGGCUAGUGUCCUUGAUGGGAAGAUAUCGUUGGGCUGUCAUUGGACGAUUUGGAGAGCUUACAUAUCAGGGUUUUUGAGCUUAAUGGUUCAUUGCAUGCCCGGUUGGGUGUCGGAAUUAAAUGUGGAUGUGUUGAAGAGGCUUAGCAAAGGGCUAAGGUUGUGGGACGAGGACGAACUGGCACUUGCUUUGUUGGGACGAGGCGGGGUUGGUACUAUGAGUGCUGCCGCGGAAAUCAUAGUCGAUAAUGAAAUAUAAACUGUGUUUUUGAAAUUUUGUAGAUUGUUGAUUGUAGUACAAUAAUAUUGAUCAAUAAUUAAUUAUAGAAUGUUGUAGUUGUAACUUGUAAGUAAAUCUUUUGUUUAAUUUGUUUUCAAUUGUAC
Impatiens glandulifera is the source of this 4182-nucleotide messenger RNA. RefSeq names its product mediator of RNA polymerase II transcription subunit 33A. The transcript is spliced from 13 exons. Bases 80 to 4057 code for a protein of 1325 amino acids. NCBI's taxonomy places the organism in Eukaryota, Viridiplantae, Streptophyta, Magnoliopsida, Ericales, Balsaminaceae. The record is from RefSeq and is a predicted model, not a curated record. Gene Ontology annotation, biological process: regulation of phenylpropanoid metabolic process. Gene Ontology annotation, cellular component: mediator complex.